GCGGGAGCCUCACUCCCCCAACUUCUCCCUCCGCGCCCCCGGACCUGCCUUUCAAUGGGAAGUUCGCAUUUGCUCAACAAGGGCUUGCCUCUCGUAAAAAUUUGAACACGAUCCAGGCUUCAGUGGUUGCAGUGGAUAAGAAGUUUAAAAGCUUUGGUUCAAGAAAAUUUAAAGACAUGGAAGUAAGGAUCCAGUGACAGGACGCUAUUCUCCCUGGGAAUUCUGAAGACUAUAAAGCGUUGAAAAAUCGAAUUCAUGAUCCUGGAACUCGAGCUCAUAUUAAGAAAUGUCAGGCAUUCGACCUCCAAUCAUGAAUGGGCCCAUGCACCCACGUCCAUUGGUAGCAUUACUGGAUGGCCGAGAUUGUACAGUAGAAAUGCCCAUUCUGAAAGAUGUAGCUACAGUGGCAUUUUGUGAUGCACAGUCCACACAAGAAAUUCAUGAAAAGGUACUAAAUGAAGCAGUGGGUGCCUUGAUGUAUCACACUAUCACUUUAACACGAGAAGAUCUGGAGAAAUUCAAAGCUCUUCGAAUAAUUGUCCGAAUUGGCCGUGGUUUUGAUAACAUCGACAUCAAGUCUGCUGGGGAUUUAGGAAUUGCGGUAUGCAAUGUGCCAGCUGCAUCAGUAGAAGAGACUGCGGAUUCUACUAUGUGCCACAUCCUGAACCUAUAUAGACGAACUACCUGGCUCCAUCAGGCGUUGGGAGAAGGCACAAGAGUCCAAAGUGUGGAACAGAUCCGGGAAGUUGCUUCUGGAGCUGCCAGGAUUCGAGGGGAGACCUUGGGCAUUAUUGGAUUAGGUCGUGUUGGACAGGCGGUUGCACUGCGUGCCAAAGCCUUUGGCUUCAAUGUCAUUUUCUAUGACCCAUACCUGUCUGAUGGCAUUGAACGUGCUCUGGGGCUCCAGAGGGUGAGCGCUUUACAGGACCUCCUCUUUCACAGUGACUGUGUGACCCUCCACUGCAGCUUGAAUGAACACAAUCAUCAUCUGAUUAAUGACUUCACCAUUAAGCAGAUGAGACAAGGGGCUUUCCUGGUGAACACAGCACGAGGUGGGUUGGUAGACGAAAAAGCACUGGCACAGGCCCUGAAGGAAGGAAGGAUACGAGGGGCAGCCUUAGAUGUACAUGAGUCAGAACCAUUCAGCUUUAGCCAGGGUCCCCUAAAGGACGCACCAAAUCUGAUCUGCACUCCCCAUGCAGCAUGGUACAGUGAGCAGGCGUCCAUUGAGGUGCGAGAAGAGGCAGCACGGGAGAUCCGGAGAGCCAUCACAGGUCGUGUUCCAGACAGCCUGAAAAAUUGUGUUAAUAAAGAUCAUUUGACUGCAGCUACACAUUGGGCAAGUAUGGACCCAGCAGUAGUUCAUCCAGAGCUUAAUGGUGCUGCAUAUAGCAGGUACCCUCCAGGCGUGGUGAGCGUGGCUCCAGCUGGCAUCCCUGCAGCAGUAGAAGGAAUAGUCCCCAGCGCCAUGUCCUUAUCCCAUGGGCUCCCCACUGUGGCCCAUCCUCCCCAUGCUCCUUCCCCUGGCCAAACCGUCAAACCCAAGUGA
Molecule: messenger RNA, 1549 nt
Organism: Trichosurus vulpecula (common brushtail)
Lineage: Eukaryota; Metazoa; Chordata; Mammalia; Diprotodontia; Phalangeridae
Product: C-terminal-binding protein 1-like
Exons: 1
Coding region: 287-1549 (420 amino acids)
Molecular function (GO): oxidoreductase activity, acting on the CH-OH group of donors, NAD or NADP as acceptor; transcription corepressor activity; NAD binding
Source: RefSeq, a predicted model, not a curated record